AUGUCUGAUGGAGAUAGGUUAGCUCCUCCAGUUACAAGGUCUCGUGGACCACCAACUGUGACCGGACUCUCUCCUACUGAAGGGACUCCUGGCACUCAGAUAACAAUACGAGGUGAGAACCUAGGCACGGAUCAGAAUGAUUUGCUCAUGCUUUUCAUCUGCGGCACCGACUGCAUGCACACAGCAAAAUGGAAGACCGAUAAGAAAAUUAUUGCUCGUUUGGGUCAAGCGAAUCGUGGCUUAGGAGAAGUUAAAAUAGCUACCAAAUCUGGUGGACGAGGAAUUUGCAAUGUGAAAUUCAGGGUAUUCAUUGCUCAAAUUGGACCACUAGAGGAAUCAGCAGUAUGGGUGGACGAGACACAGACGGUUCCAGGGCGAGAGCAUAGAAGAACUACGGAGGCACUGAAAAUGAUGCAGCUUGCUAAAGCUGACGAAGCAAAGAAAAGCGAAAAGAUGCACAAGAUUUCUGAAGCUCGGUUGAAAGCAGAGAGCGUAUUCAAGGAUGUUUUGUCACGCAAGGAUCGAGCCGAUGCUACCAGAAACGCGCUGUCUGUCCUUACACGUUUCAAAUUCAUUUUCUUCCUCAGUAAGACUAUAGACGACAACAUGAAAAAGGGUGAAUACUUGACCAUUCUCAAUGACUAUAUGCGGGCAAAAUCUCUUUACAAGGAUACAGAGGUUGCUUUGUUCAAAGAAGUUAUGGCUCAUCUUGAUACGAAAAUGGAGAAAUUCAAGGAGCAGAUGAAGAUGAAGCUGAUCGAUACUUCAGCUUCAUUCGAAGAGCAAAGCAAACUCAUCAAAUACCUUAAGGUUAGUUAUAACAGCAUAUUUUAG
Molecule: messenger RNA, 834 nt
Organism: Cooperia oncophora
Lineage: Eukaryota; Metazoa; Nematoda; Chromadorea; Rhabditida; Trichostrongylidae
Source: the annotation of a GenBank genome assembly